AUGGUACUCACACCCCAACAGCAUCAGAUGCCAUCAUCACUCCUGACAGAAGAAGAAUCACCACAAUCCAAUAAUACCCAUCCUACAUUAUUGAUAGGAUCAACAACAUCGAUUCUCUCAUCAGUGCCAUCAUCAUUCACAACAUCACGAUCAUCAUCACCUCCAUCCACUCUACAAGGAGGAUUAUUACCCACGAUGAUGAAUCAUCAUCCAUACACCACUACUACUACCACUUCUAAUACAACACCACCACCUACUCCUACAACCACCACCACGACAAGUAAUCAUGCUCAUCACUCUUUCAUGAAUUCAUUAUCUUUUCACCAUCAUCACGCCAAGAAAUCUUUUACAAUGCUUCAUUCCCGAAUCCUCUUUUCCAUUCUCACUCUUGUAACACUUUUCAUUUUUGUCUAUGUGGUCAUUUAUUUGAAAUCAACAUCUUCCAAUCAUGUGCCAAUUAUUGAUGAUGAUUCUUUUGAAAUACUCUCUAAUGAUGAUUCUUUUGAAAUACACUCUAAUAGACACACUCCAGUACCAUUGACACCCGAAGAAGAAUUUACUUUUUUAGAAAAUUACAAAAAAAAACAAAUCAAUUCUCAAUGUUCUAUUGAAAAGAAUGAUGGAAUGCUCACAAGAGAAAUCAUUGGACCUCAUGUAUGGAAUGUAUUUCAUGCAUUUAUUGAAAAUUAUUCAGAUCAAGAUGAUUCUAAAUUAUUACAAUGGAUUCAAUUAACAACAGAAUUAUUUCCAUGUCAACAAUGUUCGAAUGAUUUUAGAGGAAUUUUAAAGAAAUUUCCAUAUCGAGGAUUUGAAAGUUACUAUAAAAGUAAGAGUCGAUGGAUGUGUAAAUUACAUAAUUUAGUGAAUAGAAAGACACACAAAGAGAAAUUAUUUGAUUGUGAUAAUGAAAAGGAAUUGAGAGUGAAAUAUAAAUUACAAAAAUGUUAA
Messenger RNA from Naegleria lovaniensis, 948 nucleotides. RefSeq lists its product as uncharacterized. The record is from RefSeq and is a predicted model, not a curated record. The transcript has a single exon. Gene Ontology annotation, cellular component: mitochondrion. Gene Ontology annotation, molecular function: flavin adenine dinucleotide binding; flavin-dependent sulfhydryl oxidase activity. Bases 1 to 948 code for a protein of 315 amino acids. Lineage: Eukaryota; Heterolobosea; Eutetramitea; Acrasida; Naegleriidae.